Molecule: messenger RNA, 1380 nt
Organism: Eleginops maclovinus (Patagonian blennie)
Lineage: Eukaryota; Metazoa; Chordata; Actinopteri; Perciformes; Eleginopidae
Gene: dnali1
Product: dynein, axonemal, light intermediate chain 1
Exons: 6
Coding region: 303-1061 (252 amino acids)
Cellular component (GO): filopodium; axoneme
Molecular function (GO): dynein heavy chain binding
Source: RefSeq, a predicted model, not a curated record
AAACUCCCUUCAACAUACAAGUCGUAACACUGGCGUAUAAUUUAUGUCACACCAAGCUAAACCGCUUCAGGUUUCGUCUUUGUUUUUUUCUAAUAAAUGUAGUCCCACAUGAACGAACAGUUUGUUUCGGGACGAAAAAAGCUGAUCCCAAACGGACAAAUUAAAAUGGAACGCCGAUACGCUGUUGUCAUGACAACACAAACAGGGAGCUUUUUUGUCGGCAACAGCACAACGAUAUUUCUAGCACAAAGCAAGACAUUUAUGAUUUAAUGAAUAACUUCAUUAUUUUAUAGUUAACAAAAAUGAUUCCACCAGCCGAGUCUCUCCUGAAAUACGGGAAUGCAGUUUUGGUCAGCAAAAGCACAGACAGAAAAUCACCAAAGGGACGGCCUUUAAGAGUUAGCCCUCAGCAGCCUGCUGACUCAAGCCCUGUUCCCCCACCCCCAAAACCAAAAUCAGCCUCUGCCGAGCAGGAAAAUGAUGAGAUCCUCAAUGCCAUCCUUCCACCAAGGGAAUGGAUGGAGGGAAACCAAUUGUGGGUUCAGCAAGUGUCCAGUGCACCUUGUACAAGAGCAGAUGUUAUUCACCUAGAGGAACUGCUGGACAUCAAGAUGCAGCAAAGGCAGGCCAGGCAGACAGGAAUCUGCCCCGUCCGCAGGGAGCUCUUCUCGCAGUGCUUUGAUGAGCUAAUUAGACAGGUGACCAUCAAUUGCGCCGAGAGGGGUCUGCUCCUGUUGAGGGUCAGAGAUGAGAUUCAAAUGACUAUGGCGUCAUACCAGACACUGUACGAGAGCAGCGUGGCUUUUGGAAUGAGGAAAGCACUGCAGGCUGAGCAGGGCAAGGACGACAUGGAGAAAAGAAUUUCUGAACUGGAAGAUGAGAAACAAGAGUUAAAGAAGCAACUGAAUGAGGAGAAAGCUAAAUGCGAAUCCAUUGAAAAGAGAGAAAAUGAAAAGCGACAGGUGGAGGAAAAGAAGCACAGUGAUGAGAUUCAGUUCCUGAAGAGAACCAACCAGCAGCUCAAGAACCAACUGGAAGGGAUCAUUACCCCAAAGAAGUAACUCCGCCAAACAAGGACUAAAUAACCAUUUCCCAGUACACAAUGUUACCGAAUGUGUCUUUUGUCUUGUUUCUAAACGACCAAUUGAAUUAAAAAGAAGUGAGUGUAAUAAGAACAUUUUUAUUACAGCACGACAUGACAAGUACAGUUCAAACAAUGACUGUACAGCUCUCUUGAACAUCAAGAGAGCAUACACCUGUAAAUGAUGAAUGAAAUGUCAUUCAAAAACAGUUCUAGACUGAAGGGGAAAAGAAGGUUCAAAAGGUGACCAGUUGAUAAAGACCAUUUAAUGCUAAGUUAGCAUUCCACCUUCUGUCAAA